This is a messenger RNA of Sinocyclocheilus anshuiensis, 2456 nucleotides long. RefSeq names its product serum response factor-binding protein 1-like. Gene Ontology annotation, cellular component: nucleus; 90S preribosome. Lineage: Eukaryota; Metazoa; Chordata; Actinopteri; Cypriniformes; Cyprinidae. The transcript is spliced from 3 exons. Bases 96 to 2300 code for a protein of 734 amino acids. The record is from RefSeq and is a predicted model, not a curated record. Gene Ontology annotation, biological process: maturation of SSU-rRNA.
UACGUUCCCAAGGCAAGAUGGCGGCGUCCUGAGCUGACAACACUUCUGUCUGAUUUUCAUGUUUAUUUUGUGAAGUUUUCAGAAAGUACAUAAAGAUGCCUGCAGUACUGAUCCUCAGCAAUGAGGUGGUCAAAAUGAGGGCGGAGGUUAAAAGGGUGAAGGUGCUCCUCAUCCGGAAACUCAUCCGUCAGAUCUCAGUCCUGGAGAAGAAGAAAGGAAGUGAGGCGGACUUGGAGAAGUUCCGCAGACGAGCGGCCAGACUUCGGGAGGAGAUCCAUGAGCUGAAGACUAUCACGCCUGACAGCGUCACCAAGGCCGCCCUACAGAAGGACAUCAGCUUUGAGAAAGUGUGCCGGAAUAAAGAGGCUAGCCUAUCCGAACGAGCCAUUGCCCGCAUCGCCACACACCCACAGUUCAGCAAGAAAAUCCAGAGCAUAAAGGCAGCCAUCAAAGCCUUCAAAGAAGAGAGAGUAAAUGCAGAAAAACAAGCAAAAAACAAUGCAGAAAAUGCCACGUCGCUAGAUCAGUCACAAGCAGACAGCGAUGAUGAUGAUGAUUUGGGUUCAGAGAAGUCAAGCGAUGAAGAUGAUGAGGAGAAACUGAAAGAGGAUGAGGGUGAUAAAAAGACAGAUGAAGACAGGCAAGAGGAGAUUGAUGGUUCCACACAGGAGAGCCAGAAGACGAGUCUAGAGACAAUAAAUGAACAGACCAAUCAGUGCCAAAAGGAAGAAUCACUAACAGUUGAGGAAUCAUCUGAAAGAGUGGGCAUCCCAGAGGAGGUGAUCAGGAUGAGGAAGGAAGUGAAGAGGACGAGGGUGCUGAUCAUCAGUAAAAUGGCAGAGCAAGUGGCUUCUCUGAAGAAGAAGAAGAAGGGUCAGGAAUCUGAGGUGAAGGAAAGCCAAGAAAAAGCAGCGGAAAUCAUGAAAGAAAUCAAGGCUUUAAGGAGCCUUAAACUGGAUCAGGUGACCAUGACUGCACUUCAGGAGAAUGUUGUCCUUGAGAAGGUUUUGCAGGACCCUCAGGCAAGCCCAGUGGACAGAGCCAUUGCACAUAUCGCCACACAUUCCCGCUUCAUCCACAAGCUCCAGAAGGUCAAAGAAGCCAUCAAAGAAGAAAGAGCUAAGGCUGCUGAAGCUGAGCAGAAGAAGACUGACAAACUGGAUACGGUGCAGUCCAAGAAUGAAGAUGAGGAACCAGAGGAGGAACCUGAGGAAGAUGGGGAAUCGGAAGAGGAAUCUGAGGAACCUGAGGAAGACGAGGAACCAGAGGAUGACCACAACAGUGGUCACAGUGAAGAGGAUGGUGAUGUGGUAGAGGAAAAAUUGAACAGUCCUACCACUGAGAUCCAUACGUCUAGUGUUGCAGAGCCAACAGAAAGUACAGAUUCUGAUCUUGUAAAGGUGCCACCUUCCAAGAUUAUCACAACAGAAAAAUCUAAAAGGGUCGAAGUUAAAUCAAAGAAAGCAGAGGCCACGUCUCCUAAUGUCAAAAGUUCUCCUGAAAAGUCUUCAACUGUAAGUAAGAAGAACAUUGGUAAAGCAAGCAAAGAAAUGGAGACCACCUUAAAGCCACAAAAGAAAAAAGACCUACCUGAGACUAAGAGGGUUGAGGCAGAAAAAGACAAGGAAGAGAGUGAUUUAUCAGAUGAGGAGGAAGAGAAGGAAUAUUUCGAUGACAGCACAGAGGAACGUUUCCAUAAGCAGUCGUCUCAAUCUGAAGAGAGUGAUGAUGAUGACUUCUUUCUGGGCAAAGUUAGCAAAUUCAAGAAACGGAAAAGUAACCAAAGUAAAGUCGAGGAGAAAAAGAGUGAGCUUCAAAAAACUGACAAGGAGGCCACCAGCAAACCUCAUGAGACAAACCUUGGCAAAUUACAGUCUGUGUUUUGCUCAGCGUUGUCCAAAUCUAGCGUGUCCUCUCAGAAAGCAAAGUUUGGCUCUCGCAGUGAUGGCCCAAGACCUCCUCGAUUCCAGAACCAGAGGAAAGGUCCUGAGGGUAGGAUGAAAGCAUCUCAAUAUAAAGGCCAAGACCUUGGCGCUGACAGGAGGACGGGUCCAUUCAAACCCAACAGAGAGACUUUUAAAGUUGCUGAACAAAAGCAAGCGGGACCUUCAGGGGCAGGGAGGGGAAGGCCUCAGUUUGAGCAGAAGCGGAAUCCCAGAGGUCCACCUGGCAGGAUGUCAGACCCACCCCAGCAGUCCCUUCAUCCCUCAUGGGAGGCUAGCAGGAAGAGAAAGGAACAGCAGGCACAAAUCACAGUGUUCCAAGGGAAAAAGAUCAGAUUUGAUGAUGAUGAUGAUUAAGAAAAGGCUGCUCAAAUUCAUUUGAUGCAUUUAUAUUUUAAAACUUAAAAAUUAUUCCUGUUAAACUAUUUACUGUGAAUUUGUAUUAAAACACAGAUGUAAACCAGUUGUUCUUUUGAUUUGAAAUAAAGUCCCUCUUAGUGUUAUUUUACUAUA